AUGAACCCGCCUGAUCCCUCAUCCAUACGAAGUCUCUGUCAAAACAUAAAGCUGGCCUUGGAGAUGAUGUCUGAUGUAACAAUAUCAGAGACCAAUCGGAGAGCUAUACCUUGGUUGCUGUGGGCAAUUUGGAAAAAUCGCAACUCCAUCAUCUAUGCUGGGACUCAAAUUUCUACAGAGGUUCUAGCUCGUCAAGCUGUUGAGGAAGCUACAAUUUGGACGGAGGUAAACAGCUCUACUACGACUCUAUCCUCCCUUUCUCCGGCUUUGGUUAUUGCACCUCGUUGGUCUCCUCCAAGGACUGGCUUUGUCAAAUGCAAUGUCAAUGCGAACUGGAGAAACUCAUCGUCUCUGUAUGGCGAAGCAUGGAUAACUAGAGAUCACGAAGGUACAGUACUACACCAUGCUAGAGAUGCUUUCACAUGUGCUCCGAAUAGGCUAACGGCAUAG
Molecule: messenger RNA, 450 nt
Organism: Brassica oleracea var. oleracea
Lineage: Eukaryota; Viridiplantae; Streptophyta; Magnoliopsida; Brassicales; Brassicaceae
Exons: 1
Coding region: 1-450 (149 amino acids)
Source: RefSeq, a predicted model, not a curated record